UGUUCCCGGGAGCUGCCGAAAUGCAAUACUUGCAAGCCAUGGCCAGGCGAGUGCAUCUAUUCGAGAGAUACAUUCGACGUCAACUCUUUGGGUGCUGCGUCAGCUGAUGAGCGUACCAUAGAGAGUCGACUACAAGAUCUUGAGGAGCUAGUACAGCAACUGUCCAAGUCCGUCGAUAAAGCCUUACAAGUCAUUGCCUCUGCACCCGCUCGGACCGAUGAUCCGAGGCCACCAUCCGACACUGACCAAAGAACUGUGGUUGAGAAAGAUCGUUCUAAUCCCAUGCUCUACAUCGGCCCGUCGCAUUCAUUCUCAUUCUUGCGAGAGGCGUCAGCAAGCAUCGAGAAGAUACCCCGACCACCGAGUGAUGCCACUCACCUGAGUGCCCGCUCCGAGCUUCGAUAUCUAUCUAGCCAGCUAGGUACUAGUCACGUUGAGCAGAUGACUGAAAAAAGUGCAGCAGUCUUUCAUGUACCCUCCAAAGCAACGGGCUACCGAAUGAUCAGUCGAUUCUUUCAGAUAGCUGACGUUGGCAAACCAUUUUUCAUCAGUCCGCCGGAUGAAGUCAUGGUGCAAGUUGUCUUUGAACCACACAGGGUACAGGAAAAGGCUUGGGUCGUCUACUUCAACUACAUGCUGUUGGCAGCCGUGCCCGUCGAGGAGGAUAGCGAGGAAGGGGCAGUGUUACGUCGAAACGUGCAUUUGGCCCUCAGCAACAGCAGCAUCUUCCUCGAGCCGCGCGAGGUCAACGUGCAAGUACUAGCCUUUCUAGCUAUGCAUGGCGAGGACUACGCCGCGCCCAAUACCUCGUGGAUGUUGCUCGGCAGCGCAUGCAGGCAGGCGGAAGCGCUCGGCAUGCAUAUAUCUGGUCCUCAAGGCUCGUCUGAAUCGCGACAGCAUCAACUGUGUCUCUUCUGGCUUCUCUUCUUGAUGGACAAAUCCUGCUCUCUUGCCUUCGGCCGCCCUGUCUUCUUGCCCACCCCUUUGUAUCACCAUGUUCCUCUGCCGAACGAAAGUACCUUGCUCAUGUUCCAGCCUCAUACUCGUAUGCACGGUACAGAGAUCCCCCAACGAGUCUCUCACUUCGGUGCACAGAUGCUUCGUUGUUCUAUCGAACUAGCAAAGCUGAUGGGAAUCCUUGCGGAUAUCCUUGCUACUGGUCACUCCGCAAUCUACUCGCGCAUGGAACUACGAUCCAAGCUGAAUGCUUGGUACUCGUACUCUAACCAGCGUAUGGCAGAAAUCCUGGAAUUUGAGAGAGCCUCAUCCACAGCAGACCAAGUCCGGGAGAUGGCUCUCGGCAUCAACAGCAUGAAGUUCCAGUACCUGCACGUGCUGAUCCUGCUGCUAAAAGGCGAGGAGUUUUCGUCAAGUCUGCGUCUAUCGUCCGCCCGCGAAGCCCUAUCCCUUCUGACGUCAAUGGUCUCCAAUUGGAACUCUGUAUACAACGGCGUUAUCUGGCAUCUUCUUUACUACCCCUUCACUUCUUUCUUCGUCAUUUUUGAGAAUAUCGUGCACCAUCCAGGCCCUAUGACACCUACCGUUGAACACGAUCUGAACCUUCUCGCGACAACGGUGACGUAUUUCGCAAGCAUGCGCUCGCAAAUGCGUCUCCUGGCGACGCUGUGUAUCAGGCUCGAGCAUGUUGCGGCUACCUUCUUGCAGCUGGCGAGGAAUGUUCACUCCGCUUCCACUGGAACGGAAGGUCCGCCGUGUGAAUGGCACGAUCACGAGCGCACUCGCGUAGAGGUAGAAGAACUCAACGGUUCCAGCUACCUUGACUUGCUUCCGGCUGAUAUGGGAGCCCUGCCUGGACAUAAUCCUCUAGGUAAGGGUAAAGAGACUCGACGGACGUUUGAUAGCAUGUUUGAUUGGUUCUCCUGGGAUACGUAUUAUGGAGAUCUCCAGGGGUAG
Aspergillus brunneoviolaceus CBS 621.78 is the source of this 1914-nucleotide messenger RNA. RefSeq names its product fungal specific transcription factor domain-containing protein. Gene Ontology annotation, biological process: DNA-templated transcription; regulation of DNA-templated transcription. The transcript is spliced from 5 exons. Gene Ontology annotation, molecular function: DNA-binding transcription factor activity, RNA polymerase II-specific; zinc ion binding; DNA binding. The annotation marks the transcript as partial. NCBI's taxonomy places the organism in Eukaryota, Fungi, Ascomycota, Eurotiomycetes, Eurotiales, Aspergillaceae. The record is from RefSeq and is a predicted model, not a curated record.